This is a messenger RNA of Pelobates cultripes (western spadefoot toad), 548 nucleotides long. NCBI's taxonomy places the organism in Eukaryota, Metazoa, Chordata, Amphibia, Anura, Pelobatidae. The record is from the annotation of a GenBank genome assembly.
AGCUACGGCCUUGGGUGGGGAGCUGCGGAUGCUGCAUGAGGACAUGCGAUUGCUUCAGACCGCAAUGCAGCAGUUGCAAGGAGUGAUGGAGAAGAUUGUUCUUGGUCUGAGCCGACUGGAGGAGCAGGUCUCUGUCCAGCUUGGUUACCUCUCCUCCCUUGCCGGCAACGUGACUGCACCGAAAUGUUCUGCAGAUGAUGCUCCCAAGGAAACUCCACCUAGUACACGUGGCCAGCAGACUGCUAGAGCUCUUCGCAGGAGCCUUAGACUCAAGAAGCCAUAUUUUUCUGACCUGGGGAAAUAGAUUUGUUUGGUGACUUUGUUUUGAGCAGGGUGUGCUGGAAGUUAUGUUGGAUGAGAAGCCUGCAGUUGAGCAGAUCUUGGUUUGGAUGGUUUAAUAACUGCAUUUCUUUAACGUUCCCUGAGCCCCGGCCGGGGUGGACUUUGUAAUAUAUUGUAUAUUAAACAGACUGAACAAAGAGGUUUAUCUUUAUUUUAUGAAAGUUUUGUUUACCUUUUUUGUGAAUUAGAACCAUUAACCUCUUAAA